Parnassius apollo (apollo) is the source of this 1824-nucleotide messenger RNA. NCBI's taxonomy places the organism in Eukaryota, Metazoa, Arthropoda, Insecta, Lepidoptera, Papilionidae. The record is from the annotation of a GenBank genome assembly.
AUGGAGAAUUUACAACAGUUUAUAAAAAAAUCGGAGCCCAGUAAAGCACGCAAGAGAUUAGUCAAUAAAUCAAAGUGGAAACGUGAAGUAUUGCGUGAAAAAAGAUACAAGCCAAAUACGCUUCCAGCAUUCCCAUCAUGUGGACACAGUCGCAAGGCAUUUCAGUGCGCUACUUUAGCAUGCACAGAAAUAAGAAAAUUCCACCAAUCAUUUUACAAACAUCCGACAAAAAUUUUGCAGGAUAAUUUUAUAAUAAAACACUGUACUAUCACAACAUCUAAAACUACAAAAGUUGGUAGCAAGCGAAAUCAUUCGUUAAAAUAUUUCAUUCGUAACAAGAGCGGCAAAAUGAUCCCUGUUUGUCAAAAAACAUUUACUAAGGUAUUGUGUGUAACCAAAGACCGUAUACAGGGAGUGAUGCGAAGAUUUUAUGAAAAGGAGGAGAUGGCAAAAGAGCGUAGGGGUGGGGACCGAAAAAGUCAGAGGUUUGAAGAGAAAAGAAAAGCGGUACAAGCCUUUAUAGAGUCAUUAAAAGCAAAUGAAAGCCACUACUGCAGAUCAAAAAAUUUAAAAAGAUUGUAUUUGUCCCCUGAACUAAACAUAAAAAAACUUUGGCGUAUGUAUAACAACGACCAUCCUCGCUUAGAAGUAAAACAGCAUUUUUUUAGAAAUAUAUUUAAUUGUUACUAUAACAUUGGUUUUGGCACACCUAGGUCUGAUGUUUGUUCGACAUGUCUUCUGUUAGAUGAGAACAUUAAAAAAGAAACAAAUACUGAGAUCAUAAAUAAAUUGAUAAUUGAAAAAAGAGUCCACCGUUUGAGGUUCAAAGCAUUCUAUGAGAUCUUGCAGGAGCAAAGAAGUGAUCUUCUAACAAUAAGUUUCGACUGUCAAAAAAAUUUAGGGCUACCUAAAGUGCCAGAUCAGUCCGCCUACUAUAGCCGCCAAUACAAUUUUUACAACUUCACUAUAGUAGUUGGUAGCUCUAAGGCAAAAUUGACCAAGGAAAACAUAUUUGCAUAUACCUGGAAUGAAACCAUACACAAUAAAGGUAGUAAUGAAAUCAUUUCAGCAGUUCAUCACUUUUUAACUAAUUUAGGUAUCAAAGAAGAAAUCAAAGUUUUAAGAAUAGUAGCAGAUGGCUGUUCUGGGCAAAAUAAAAAUUCCGGCAUGGUAGCCAUGCUUGGAAAGUGGUUGACAACAGAAGCACCCAGACACAUCAAAAGGAUAGAAAUAGUUUUUCCUGUUGUAGGACACUCCUUUAUUCCACCCGACCGCGUAUUUGCUCAAAUAGAGAAAGAUUUGAAAAAGCGUGAAGUCAUUUCGUCACCUGAACAAUAUCAAGAACUUAUAACUCAAUAUUGUACAUUGACUGUUUUAGAUACGAUUGCUGUACGAGAUUGGAAAUCGGCCUAUGCGCCAAUUAUCAAACCAACGACUAGCUGGCACGUACAGUUCCAAAAGUGCAAAAGGUUUUUCUUGACACGUUCCAAAACAAAUAAUUUAUUGCUGCAAGGAGAACAGUCAUAUAAAAUUGAAAUUAAUGUAAAGAAGCCCAUAACAAAGAAAAAUAAAAGCAUCACUAUGUUGACUCCAGUUGUUAUUCCAGCAAACCAGUUAAUUCCAAAAAAAGCAAAGAUCACCGAUGUUUCAAAUCUAUUAAAAAAACAUUAUGGAGAGCAAUGGAGAGACAUUGAAACAUUAGCGUUUUAUAAAACAGUGGAAGGCAGAAGGUCUUAUGAGCAAGGAGAUAUUGACGAAAAUACAGCAGAGAUACCAAGCGACCUUUGUGAAGACGGCUUUGAGGAUGUCAACCUAAUAGUAUAA